UACUAUGAGAGAGAUGAAUGGUACGAAUCAACAAAUUCAUCUUCUUGUAAUCUUCCCUUUAAUAUGGAUCCUUAUGAUCCAAUAAUAAAAGUUUUCAUUCGUCAAGAGAACUCUUUUAUUAAUUGUAGUAAAUCAAAUGAUUCUUUUACAACAUUGAUGAUGGAAAAUCUUUAUCACAUAUGAAUGAUGUGGAUGGAAUUGUUCGUAUUCGAGAGCACGAUAAGUCGUUAAAGUGCCUUUACCAGCAGUUCGAUCGAUAUGGUGAAUCGGAUAAUAUGACCCAACAUUUUGAUUUGAAACCGAUAAUUGGAUAUGAAUUAGAUUUGGAAAAACUUGGAAUCGAAUUUGUUUUAAUCAAAUGUUUUCUCUCCAACGAAUUAGUUUAUACAAAUAUUCAUUCAUGGCCAAGUCGAGUUGCAAGUUCAUCAUCAUUAAGAAUUGUUAAUAAUUCCUCUUCUGAAUUAACAAUUAAUGAAAGUCAAUUGAUCAAUAAUCGAUCUACAAAACCUUCAGUGAUGCUUCUGAUAAUCGAAUCGAUGUCUUACCUUAAUUACAAACGAUUCAUGUCAAAAACGGAACUCGCAGUGUCCAAAUUAUCAAAUUUCUUUAUUCUCAGAGGAGUAAAUAAACUCGCAGACAAUACGUAUCCGAACAUAUUGCCACUUCUAACAGGUUACCGUCCUUACUAUGAGAAAUGGCCUUUCACUAGAGGAAGGCAAAUUGGUCCAUUUGACGAAUUGCCGUUCAUAUGGAAAGAUUUUAAAGCUUCCGAUUACACCACAGGCUAUGUUGAAGAUUUUCCUACAUGGGGUUUGGUACACUGUUUGACACAUAGAGGUUUUCGUAAGCCUCCCGUUGAUUGGUAUUCUAGACCCUUCUGGUUAGAAAUGGACAGACUACAAGAAUACGAUUACUUUGAUGUUUGUUUUAAUGGAAAACCGAAAAUCGUUUAUUGGUUGAAACAAGUGAAACAAUUUCUCAACAAAGCAACGAAAUCAAAUUUACCUUUUUUCCUUUAUUCAUUUUACAUUUUAGUUACUCAUGAUCAUUUUAACAGAGCUCAAAUGAUCGAUGGAUAUAUCGCUGAUUUUAUUGAUUCUUAUCGUUCUAUUCUUGAUGAUACGAUUUUCAUACUAAUGGGAGAUCAUGGUAAUCGCAUCGGGCCUUCAUUAAAAACUGGAUACGGUCAAAUAGAAUCUCGAAUGCCUCUUUUCGGUAUUCAUAUUCCACCUAAAUUAUUAUCAGAACAUAAACAUUUAUCUGAAUAUUUAAAGAAAAACGAGAAAAAGUUGACCACUUGGUUAGAUAUUCGAGAAAUACUAAAAGACAUAGUAGCUGGUCAAUAUACUCCAAUUGUAUCUUCUUCUAAAAGAAAAGCUUAUUCAGUUUGGCGAGAAGAGGUUCCAUCGAAUAGAACUUGUCAAGAUGCUCUAAUUCCAAUGGAGUUUUGUUUAUGCUUGAGAAGACAUAGUGUUCCAGUCAAUUCAACGCUCGCACGACAUUUAUCUUCCGUUGUGAUAGAUCAUCUCAAUCACCUUCUCUCCGAGUACAUUGACAGUAAUACUUGUCUUCCAUUGUCCCUCAAAAAAAUUCAUAGCUUCAAGAAAGUAAUAGAUCCAGAUGACAAUAAUAAAACCAAGCGAUUUGAAACAUUAAUAUCUAUGCAUCCGUCUAAUGGUUUUGUCCAAGCACAACUACUGCGAGCUGAGGACUCAAAAAACGGAAAAGAUGACCGCUGGGUUGUGGAAGGAGAUGUUUCAAGAAUUGAUGUUUAUGGAAAUCAGUCGAUUUGUAUCAAAGAUGAAAUCUUAAGGAAAUACUGUUAUUGUCGAGUCCAGUCGAGAUCUGUUUAG
Panonychus citri (citrus red mite) is the source of this 1853-nucleotide messenger RNA. RefSeq lists its product as uncharacterized. The record is from RefSeq and is a predicted model, not a curated record. NCBI's taxonomy places the organism in Eukaryota, Metazoa, Arthropoda, Arachnida, Trombidiformes, Tetranychidae. The coding region runs from base 180 to 1853 and encodes 557 amino acids. The transcript is spliced from 3 exons.